AUGUAUGUUGAUUUGAACAAGGUCAAACAAAAGACUAUUCCACCUCAAAGUUAUCGUAUUUUGUUUGAUAAGGAAACACUAUACCAUUACUGUAAUUUGAUAUUGGAUGAAUACAAUUCCAAAAAAGUCAGUUUGGUUUUAUUCAAAAAUGAUUUACAAUGGGGGCCAAGGGAUAGCAAUGCUUCUAUUUAUCUGCACCCUUUCCAAUACAAUCAUAAAUGGCAUCUAGCUUUAGGAUUCAAAGAUAUCAAUAAAAUCAUAUUGGUCAAUUGUCAAGGUAAUAUAGAUAAAGUUUCAAGUUUCCCCAUUGAAGCUUCUUUGGAGAUCAAGUCAUUUGUAUUGUUCUUCAAACACAAAUUAUCAAAAUCUGCUCUUAAAUAUCCUGCAAAUUUUAUUGAAUACUUUGAACCUCCCUCUAAUUUCAAUUCCAUCAAUUUGUUGUCUGUGGUUUUAACGUUUUGUCUGGAUCCUAUUACCCUAACAAAUUGUUUCUGUAAUCCUAAUGCUUCACCGAGGAAGUUCGAUAUAUCCCAAGUAUCACCAGUUAUUGAUAACAUUGAUUUAGAAUUUAGGUCUAACUAUUUGUUUAUGAUUGAGGAAAAACUAAAGGAAAAGCGAAAUUUAGAGUUUAAAUUGUUGGAUGAACAACGUAGAAAGCAUAAGGAACAACUUGCCCGAAUUGAUGAGCAGCGUAGGCAUCGUGAGAGAGAGGAGCUUGAACGUAAGGAGAAGCUCCAAAGAGAAAUACAGGAGAGGGAGAAAGCAUAUAGGGAGAAGCUGGAAAGGGAGAGGCAAAUUAGGGAGCAACAGAGAAUCGAAAUAGAAAGGCAAGAAAUGCUUGCCAUUGAAUCUAGAAUCCAAGCGCAAAACAAAGAUUAUGGAAGAACAGCUAAAAGUGAAGAUGAAAAUGAAAAUGCGAAUAAAAAUGAGGUGGCAUCUGGUACAGAAAACAUUGUCAAACGAAGGAAGUUAGAUCCACGGCCAUUGGGGACUGUGGACGCCCCGUUUGAAAUAAACGAUUUAGAGGACAGUGACGGGAAGGAGGAUGAAGAGAGGCAAUAUGAAGAAUAUUUACUGGCGAAGAAGGAGGUUACUCCCGAACCGCCUAAUAGAGUCAAUAAUAGUGUUAACGAUAAUAACUUUAAUGUUGGCCCCAAUAGUAUCAGAGAGGACACAAAUAAACUGAAGCUUGAAAAAAAAGAGGUUUUGGGAGAACUAUUUACAGAAGAAAUCUCAAAUGAAUAUUUUCAAAAAGUUAAGGAUUUGACUUUAUUCGGAGAAGGUAAGAAGUUUGACAAAAUGUUUGAGUUUAUUCAUAGUCUCUCUUACAAUAGAAUAACAAAUCCAGCGGCAUUUGGCAAGAACGGCAAAUUGGAGAGGCCACCAAUAACAGUUCAGAAGUCGCUUAUGGUCACGUACAAGAGGCGGAUGAAACAGGAAUUCGACGAGUCACAACUGCAUCAAAUGCUGGAAACGAACUACGAAAACCAAAUAAUCCCCCUGAUUUUCGAAAACGGAAGUAUUUUUUUGGUCAAUAUCAGACAUACAGAAGGGAUCAAUUGUAUUGUCAAAGUAGCAUGCAUCUCCAACAGGGUGAGUAGAUCUGAACGUGAAAUAAUGAAAAACUAUGCAUUUAGAAGACUCAUUGAGAUCUACGUUGCUAAAUACAACAGGCUUGUUAUUAAAAUCUACUGUAAUAUUAUCUGUGUUCGGUCAGCUUCUUUUUACAAAAUUGCAAUGCAGUCAAUUUGUACUUUGCAUUAUAUCCUUUGGAGGAAUAAAUUCAACGUUAGCAGUGUGAAGCCAAGAAACGAAGCUUUGGAUUCUUACAUUUCGUUCUUUGAAAACAUGCUAACUUGCACAUCCCAAGGUGAUCUCUUCAAGGCAGAACUGAACCUCAAAAGAUUGAUUAAAUAUGUUUUGCAAAACAAUGAAUAG
Molecule: messenger RNA, 1938 nt
Organism: Pichia kudriavzevii
Lineage: Eukaryota; Fungi; Ascomycota; Pichiomycetes; Pichiales; Pichiaceae
Exons: 1
Coding region: 1-1938 (645 amino acids)
Source: RefSeq, a predicted model, not a curated record